Messenger RNA from Hyposmocoma kahamanoa, 3506 nucleotides. Its product is annotated as CWF19-like protein 1. Gene Ontology annotation, molecular function: RNA lariat debranching enzyme activator activity. Gene Ontology annotation, biological process: mRNA splicing, via spliceosome. The record is from RefSeq and is a predicted model, not a curated record. The coding region runs from base 95 to 1708 and encodes 537 amino acids. Gene Ontology annotation, cellular component: post-mRNA release spliceosomal complex. Lineage: Eukaryota; Metazoa; Arthropoda; Insecta; Lepidoptera; Cosmopterigidae. The transcript has 11 exons.
UUUCCCACAUAAAACGUAAUUUCCUUCGUUAUAAAUAUAAAUAAUAGAGUUAGGUUUUUGGUUUUGCUCUCAUAACAUAACCUUUAAGUUUAAAAUGUCCGAUAAACAAAAAACCUUGAUAUGCGGAGACGUAAAUGGAAACUUCAAUUCUUUGUUUUCCCGCGUCGAGACUAUCAAUAAGAAAUCUGGUCCUUUUGAUGUUCUUCUGUGCGUUGGUAACUUCUUCGGCGAUGAUAACUCGCAGCUGGAUGCUUAUAGGAUGGGCACGAGGAAAGUGCCAGUUCCUACAUAUGUAUUUGGGCCAUCCAACAGUGACCAUGUCAAAUACUAUAAUUGUGCCGAAGGAGAGGAUAUUGUCCCCAAUGUUACUUACAUGGGCAAACGAGGUAUAUACACCACAAGUGCAGGUGUUAAAAUAGCGUAUCUUACUGGCCUCUCGCGCCGAGAACUUGGCAAGGAUAUACCGAUGGUCACAUUUGAGCCAAGCGACUGCAGUGCAGUGAGGGAUUCGUGCUUCAGAGGCCAGAGCGAGUUCAGAGGAGUCGACAUGUUGAUUACUACGCUUUGGCCUUCUGGGAUACAAGAGGAUGAAUGUCAAAAAGUAGAGGUAGAGAAAGAAAGACUUUCAGAUCUGAUAGCAUGGCUGGCUAUACACAUAAAACCAAGGUACCAUUUUGUACCUUCUACAAGCAAAUUUUUUGAAAGGCAGCCUUACAGAAAUCAAAGUCAUCAUCAAGACUACAAAGAAUGCGCAACGCGUUUCAUAGCGUUAGCUCCUGUUGGUAAUAAAGAUAAAGAGAAAUGGAUCUACGCCUGCUCUCUCCAACCAAUCUCGAAGAUGCGAAUGACAGAAUUGCUGCAAAGCACUACGGAUGAAACUGCGUGCCCUUAUGAUCCUAAUUUGUUGAAGCAACAUCAACCUGGGAAAGUUGUUACGGUUACGGGCAAUGGUCAAUUCUUCUUCAACAUGGACGCGAACGACGACGACGGACAGCAUGGAAAGAGAAAACGAAAAGGUGGAGAAGAAUCUGAGAAGAAAAAGAAAGGCAUUGAUCUUGAUCAAUGCUGGUUCUGCCUGUCAUCGCCCAGUGUAGAAAAGCAUCUCGUCAUAUCGGUUGGCACUCACUGCUAUCUGGCGUUGCCUAAGGGUCCUCUCACACCGUACCAUGUGCUGAUACUGCCUAUUGCUCAUCAUCAGGCUAUUACGAGGGCGCCAGAUGAAGUAGUGAUAGAAAUAAAAAGGUUCAAAGAGGCGUUGAAGAGCUUCUACAGUCCAAUGAAUAAGGUGGCUGUGUUUUUCGAGAGGAACUACAGAUCGGCACACAUGCAGAUCCAGUGCGUGCCUGUUCCCAAACAGUGCAGCGAGCAGAUCCUUGAGGUUUUUCAGGAUGAAGCGGGCAUAAACAGCCUCGAGUUGGAAGUGCUUCCCCCGUACACGGACAUCAUGCAGGUGACGUUCGCCGGCUCGCCGUAUUUCCACGCGGAGUUGCCCACUGGCGAACAAAUUUACAUCAAGACAAAACAAUAUUUUCCUUUGCAGUUUGGCAGGGAUGUGUUAUCAAGUCCUCCGAUACUAAAUUGUGAAGACAAAGCGGAUUGGCGCCAAUGCCUUCUCAGUAGAGAGGAGGAAGAUCAGCAUGUGGCUAAGUUCAGACGGAAGUUCAGGCCGUUUGAUUUUACUGCCGACGAAAACAGCGACAGCGAUUGAGUAUGUGCAUGCGUGAAGUGCUGUGUAUGAAUCAAACGAGAUACAUUUUAUGUACUUUAUGUUAAGAGUAAUGGAUUUAGGUAUUAUCAGUUUUGUUAGGCAUAUUUACUGACUAAAAUAGAGAAAGGUAUGUUGAGGUGGUUUGGGCAUGUAGAGUGAAUGGAUGUAAGAAGAAUUACCAAACAGAUUGAAUGGAAGGGUUUUAAUAGGACGUCCCAGAAGGACUUAACAUUGACUAGAUCAGUGAUGUCCUCAAAAAGGCUGGGAUCCGAAGUGACAAGAAUGAAAGUAGUUGUAUGAAAAGGGUAGUUGAUGUAUGCGAGGCUCUAGAGUAGUGUCAGUCGUUCUGUACUCUCUGCCUACCCCUCCUGUGGGACUAGGGCGUGAGCUUAUGUAUGUAUAUUUUUUGUCCACUUUCAAUUCGACAGUAUUUUGAACUUUUAAAAUUGAUUACCAAACAAAUUAUGUAAAAUGUCCAUGGCAAGAAACCAAACAAACAGGCUUCUUUUGCUUAUUGGUGGUGCUUUUGUAAAAUUGCACCAUUUCAGUUUUGUAAAAAUAAUUUUAAAUAUGGCGGUCGACCCCAAUGUCAGUUGACAUCCUUCCGCACCUGAGUAUGGGUUACCUAAUUGAUUAAUUUCUUGAUAUAGACAUUUCAUUGCGUCCAUAAAUUAAAAAGAGUCCAUUACCAACGGGGUAAAAAAGAAAAUAUUGUCUGUGGUGGUAAUAAUAUUUAUUUAUAAGUUUGUCUGUUUUUAUGGCGGCGCCCAACGAUCUUAUACACAAGAUAUGUUACAUUCUAGUAAUCUGCGUUUGAAAUCUGUCUCGCAGCUUACAGAAACUGCACAAAUGUUUACAAAUUUGCGGUAAUAAGUAGUACAAAAGAUAAAUAAUAAGUAAAAUGAAUAAGUAAAAGAGGCAGCCGUCUUUUAAAGGUUGCGUCAAGUGCAUUUGCCGGGACAUAGAUUAUGAUUUUGUCGAACAGAAUGAACAUUUACACAAAAGUAGGUACUCUCUUUAGAACAAUGCUAUUUUAAGGUUAUUUUUUAAUAAUAAAUUAACAGAAAAAUAAUUAAAAUAUAGCAAUAAUGUAAAUAUUUUUGCUACCUGACUCAGAGUACGAGAUUCCUGGUAGUGUAGUUAUCAAAUAUACAACGACGGCAUUUUGUUUAUCUGAAUAAAAUGACACACUCACAAAUUUCACGUUCGACCCUUUCCUCGACUCGAGAGUAACUGCAAGAAGAUCCCAAUUAGGACAUUUUCGAGUUUUCACGACGCGGAUGCUCGUAACAUAUUUACCUUUUUUAAAACACGUAUAACAUCAUUGGCGGUACCACAGUUUGUUAACAUUGUGUAAGUAACAUUAAACAAUAAUAGUCUAAUCUCUGAAGGGUAACAAACCCUAUUUUGAGGUUGUACUCUUAUUGUUAUAUAUUAGUAUAAUUUCAUGUCACUGUAGUUUAAUAAAUGUAGGUAAAUGAAAUAAUAACAAAUAGACAAUUUCAAGUAAAUGAUUUUUUAUUUUUGUUCACAUCAUACUGUUCUAGUAAUCCAUUUUGUUUGCAUUGUAAAAACAUAUCUUUAACAACAUGGUUAACUAAUUCUUAUAUUUACGUGUAUCUGUGUAUAACAAAACCUUUAAAAUGAUAUGGUACAUUGACUAGAAAAUUUUAAACUAGAUUCAACAUCCAAGUUAAUUUCAAUCAUUGACGUCGAUUCUGUUCACGUUUGUAAACUGGAAAAUUAUUUAACGGAACUAAACUCAAACAGGGAUUGUAAAUUUUGUACUUACGGGUAA